AUUAGAAUUUUAAAUUUGUGAACGUGUAAUAUGUGCAGUGGUUGCGCGAUGUGCGUUAAAAUAGAAAGAGGAAAAUGAAGAAACGAAACGUUCGAAUGAUGGACGUGUUCAAAGAGAGCAUAAUGUAAACUCCGAUGUUCUUUUAUAUUCACACAACCGGUAACCUUGAUUGAUUUAAUUGCGAUUUAUAGAUUUGGUAAGAAAAAAAAAAUCAUCGGAUCGAACGUGGCGGAAAUUGAAAUGUUUAUUUACGUUGCAAAUUAAAGCAAAACGCUGAGAUGAUUGCGUCUAAGCACUCGAAACUGAGUGGCAAUAAAUAACUCCAGCAGCUUUCAAUAUAUAUAUUUUGACAGUUGUACUGUGCAUACAAGUUCUCUUAUACACGGUUAUUAGAUUUGAUGAGGAAAAUUUAAAAUGGAAAAUUAGGUUUUGUAUUGGUGGAGUGUAGGCAAAUCAUAACGCAUUUGGAGCACUGGCUGUAUGUGUGUAUCCCCUAAUAGAUGAGUACUAUUUAUAACUGAGUGUAACAUGUGCACUGUAUUCGAGUCCACUUCGCGUUAAGACUGGAAGCUUACUGAUAUUUUGUAUGUGAAUUGAUUAAUCCUCGUUAUAUCAUGUCGGAAGUUGCCAAAUGCGCUGUCUGCCAGAAGCCCGCACAGCAGAAAUGCAGUGGAUGCCAUUUGGUGUACUACUGCAGCAAAGAACACCAGAAGGAUAAUUGGAAAUUGCAUAAGAUCGACUGCAAACCGUUUAAAAUCUCUAACGAUCCAAACGUCGGUCGUCACUUGAUAGCAACGAGAAAUCUGAAACCGGGAGAUGUCAUCUUAAAAGAACCUCCGAUUGUCUGGGGCCCUUCUCAAGUUACAAUCCCAGUGUGUCUAGGCUGCGGCAAAGGUCUGAACGCGAAGACCAGCAAGCCGUGUCAGAAAUGCGGAUGGCCUAUGUGCAGUGAAAUCUGCCAGAACUCACCUAGUCACAUCCCAGAAUGUUCAUACACUGUCAAUAGAGGAGAUAAAGUAAAUAUAUCAGUUUUCGAUAUACCAAAUCCCAGUUAUCAAUGCAUCACAGUUUUGAGAUGUUUGCACAGCAAGCAGUUUUUAUCAAAUGUUUGGAAGAAGAUAGAUGCGUUGGAGUCGCAUUGCGAAGCUAGGAAAGGCACCGACAAAUAUGAGCAGGAGAAAAUCACGGUGGUGGCUUUCAUCAAAAGAUUUUUCAAGUUGGAUUCCUUCGAGGAUGAAGAUAUCUUGAGGAUUUGCGGCAUCAUAAUGGUGAACGCUCAUGAAGUACCAUUGACCGAUCCACCGUACGUGGCCAUCUUCAAUACAACAUCGAUGUUCGAGCAUAGCUGUCAUGCGAACUGUUCAAAAACCUUCACAGCUAAUGGUCAUGUACUUAUAACAGCUGGUGUAGACAUCAAGAAAGGAGAACAUCUGAGUAUUUGCUAUACUGAUCCACUUUGGGGUACUGCAAAUAGGAGACAUCACCUGCAGCAAACUAAGUUCUUCUGGUGCUCCUGCUCCAGAUGUCAAGAUGUCACUGAAUUUGGCACUAACUUUAGCGCAUUGAAAUGCCCCAAAAAAGAUUGCAAGGGCUACGCAUUACCUAAAACAUUCAAAGAAGACAACUUGGAGUUGUCAGAUAAAAGUUGGUUUUGUACUACUUGCAAUUACGAAGUCGGCGCCGGCGAGGUGGGCGGUAUCCUGCAGGAUUGCGGAACUAAUUUGAGCGGAAUCAGAAAGGGCAAUUCGAACGCCUGCAAAGUCUUCAUCAGCAAUUCCUUGAAGUUCUUGCAUCCAAAUCAUUACUAUUUAACCGACGUUAAAUUUGCACUUUCGCAACUACUCGGACAAGAAUUCCACGGAGGAUUGCCCAAGAUUUCAGAUGAAGAUCUUCAGUUGAAAAUCGAUAUUUGCCGACAACUCACCGAAUUGGCCAACAAAAUAGCUCCAGCUGAAAACAGGAUAAAAGGGUUGCUGUUGUUCGAACUUCAUGCUGCGAUUAUGGAAUUGGGAAGGAGAAGAGGAAAUUCAGGGACUGAAGAAUCGGGACCCGAUUAUCUCUACACCAAAUUAAUUGAUUCUAAGAAAUAUCUGGUUCAAUCUAUCGAAGCUCUUAAGAACGAAUCCGAGGUGAUGCCGGAAGGACAAAUUUGCAUUCAGGCGAGAAGGAAUUUGAAGGAUAUUGACGUACUCUUAAAGACGGUAUACAAUGCUAUUGGAUCUUCGCCGAUUUAAUAUUCAUUGAUUAUUCAUUGAAACACUAAAUGAAAAAAUAAGUUAUUCCAAGUUAUAACAGCAGUUACAACUAGUGGAUUAUUAUAUAUCGGAACUUGGAAAUUUGGAUAAUAAAUUAUUAAGCACGCUUCUUUAGUAUUAUUACUUUC
Nicrophorus vespilloides is the source of this 2383-nucleotide messenger RNA. RefSeq names its product protein msta (gene SmydA-1). The transcript has 7 exons. The record is from RefSeq and is a predicted model, not a curated record. Gene Ontology annotation, molecular function: protein binding. Lineage: Eukaryota; Metazoa; Arthropoda; Insecta; Coleoptera; Silphidae. Bases 615 to 2234 code for a protein of 539 amino acids.